AUGUCCAUCAAAGCCAUCUUCUACAGCAAAUUUGAUCCAUAUGAAGGACCAAAGAUUGUUCACCAGGUACCAGAGGACUCGAUCCUAACGACCACCGAAAUCCCAGCGGGCACGACCUCCAGUCUAGGCGCCUCGUCUUCUGCGCUUCUAUCAUUUCCCACCAUAUCACGCUUCCUGAUACCUCGUCAGUCACUAUGUGGGAACCUCAUAUCCCUGUCGCCGCCUCCUCUGGCGCCCAACACACCACCAACGCUUGUCCUUUCAUACCCGAUCUGCCUGACAUCGCCGCAUUAUCCGCGAAACGAAUUCAUCUUCAACCUCGCGCUUGUGCUGGGUGAGCCCAGCACUACGGAUGUCGCGUCAUACAAGUCGGUAGUCAAGAAGCUGGCGCAUUUGCUGCGAAGCCUAGAAGAACAGUCGAGGUUCUUGAGCGAUGACACGUCUCCUACAAACUCGGGGAAGAUAUACAGUUUAUGCGAAAUGCUCAUGGAGGACCUCAACAACUAUUGCGAAUGCAUGAUACCGAUUGAUGAGCUCAACACCUUGAAUAUCAAGCUAUUCCCCACCCUGCCAAAUCCUGCCAGCGUCAAGCCUUGGUACGUGCCGCUGUUCACGGUGAGGAUCGAGACCAUGAUCGACGAAAACUGGGAUUUGACCAUGUUACGAAUCAUCCCCUACAUAAACGGGGUCAAUAGCGUCAAGAGGAUAGCGAUGCUGGCCGAUGCUGAUCUCAAGCUCACCAAGAAAUGCAUCAAGCACCUGCUCUACUAUGGCUGCGCGAUCCUCCUCGAUAUAUUCAGCUUCAACGCGAUAUACGCUCCGACCGCCGAGUUUUCCAACCUCAUAGCCAAAGAUCCUGACAUGCAGCAGGAGUGCGCCCGCUACGUCAACACUGCCCUCGCCCCGGCGGCCCAGGAAGAAGCCAUCAUAGACAGCGCCACGGACCGAAGAACCAGCGGUUUGACGUCGCUGGGGUUACAAGAUGACGAAAUCUGGCCACUCACCGAGAAAGGCGACCCGAUCGACGGCGUCGGUAUAGUCCAGCUCUUCGCCUGUCUCAGACAAGGGCUGACCGUGCGGGAAUGGUACGCACAGAACGCGAACAUGCUCGCCAACAUCGACAUGAGGCGGUUCAUUACGUUUGGCGUCAUCAAAGGGUUUCUCUACCGCGUCCACCGGUACGCCAUUAGAACGCAAAAGACACUCGGCGGUUCGCGUUCCCAUGUUCCUCAUCCCGAGCAAGGCUCGGACGACAUACCCCGAAGCAUGUCGAGUGAGCGGCCUUUGACUGAAGAAUUUUCCAGGCGGAAGGGCAAGAACGUCAGUAGGAGGCCAGAUGAUCGAGGGGUGUCUGAUCGUCACAUCAACCACCGAAUCAUUGAUUUUCUGGACGGUACACACUGCUUCGACGAGAUCUGUACAGAGCUCGAGAUUAGCGAGAGGGAGUUGAUGGAUAGAUUGAAGAGUCGGGAUAUUGGCGAGGCGGUGAUAAUAUGUAGAUGA
Exophiala spinifera is the source of this 1503-nucleotide messenger RNA. RefSeq lists its product as uncharacterized. Gene Ontology annotation, biological process: negative regulation of TORC1 signaling; positive regulation of autophagy. The coding region runs from base 1 to 1503 and encodes 500 amino acids. Gene Ontology annotation, cellular component: GATOR1 complex; vacuolar membrane. NCBI's taxonomy places the organism in Eukaryota, Fungi, Ascomycota, Eurotiomycetes, Chaetothyriales, Herpotrichiellaceae. The record is from RefSeq and is a predicted model, not a curated record. Gene Ontology annotation, molecular function: GTPase activator activity. The transcript has 2 exons.